Umbelopsis ramanniana AG is the source of this 1751-nucleotide messenger RNA. RefSeq lists its product as uncharacterized. The coding region runs from base 146 to 1543 and encodes 465 amino acids. Lineage: Eukaryota; Fungi; Mucoromycota; Umbelopsidomycetes; Umbelopsidales; Umbelopsidaceae. Gene Ontology annotation, molecular function: acid phosphatase activity; metal ion binding. The transcript has 4 exons. The record is from RefSeq and is a predicted model, not a curated record.
AAACCGGUAAAUCUUGGAAGCGAUAAUUUGGCCUGAAGAAGGAUGGUUAUGCCCUCUUUAAAAAGCGUAGCCUUAUAUAAACAGAUCUCUCUUUUUCUUUUAUUUACUUCUUACGCCAGUCAAGGUCUUUUCUCUCCUUUCCCUCAUGACCCCCAUCCUCUUAAGCACUCUUGUGCUGCUAGUGUUCUCGUUGUGCGUCAACUCGGCUCAGCUUAAAGGCGGGCCUGGUGCACAAUGGGACUAUGACCAAUACAAUGUCGGUGAUUGGAAUCGUACCUAUGGUAUCACCGAACCUCAACAAAUUCAUAUCUCUAUUUCUUCUCAAGCUGAAUAUGCAAAGGUUCAAUUCGCUACUCAAGGCGAAGUCCACACUGCAAUCCUAAAUUAUUGGCCAAAAUCUUCCCCUCACAAAUCUAUUGUCAUCGAAGGGGGUGAGAACUGGGCUUUCGUUGAUAAUGGCACUGCUCAUCAUACCAUUUACUUGCACAAUCUCCAAACUCUAAAACUGAAGCCUGCUACUGUCUUUCAAUACAAGGUUGGCACAAAGGACAGCCAUGGAAAAGUGACAUGGAGUAAGGGAGAAUUCGAAUUCCACACUGCUAGACGAGGAAACACCGUCAAUUUUGUUGCUACCGCCGAUCUUGGACUUGUCAACGCUGUAGCUAUGCCCGCAUUGCAGAGACUGGCAAAGAGUCACAAGUACGAUUUCCUGACACUUUCCGGCGAUCAGGCCUACGAUAUGGCUGACUUCAAUGGCACAAAGGGUGACGAGUACAUGCGAUUCGCUGAAAACUUGUUUGCCAAUAUCCCAUUCAUGGGUGCUGUCGGUAAUCACGAAAAUGCUUACAAUUUCUCUCAUUGGAAAAAUCGUUUCAACAACGUACCUUUCCAAAAGUCCGGUUUCAGUAACCCAAUGCAAUACUCUUAUGAUUACAAGUCUUUGCACAUUGUGGCGUGGUCCAGCGAGGGUGCCUUUGAAGGUUCCACCAAUGAAAUUCUGACCUCCCUCAAUUGGCUAGAAAACGACCUCAAGGAAGCCAACCGUAACCGCAAAGUGCGUCCUUGGAUCAUUGUUUUGGGCCAUCGCCCCAUGUAUUGCACAUCCUUCUCUUCUCCAACCGACGGCACCUGCAUUACUGAAACACAAACAAUCCGAGAGGGACUUGUAGAUCCUGCCACCAACACUCGCCAGCAUGGCGUUGAGGCUCUUUUGAAAAAGUACAAGGUCGACAUCUACCUUUGUGGUCACAGACACAACUUUGAAAGAACAUACCCUGUUUACAACGGACAGGUCACCUCCAAGAGUUAUCACAAUGCACCUAGUACCUUCCAAUACCUCGUCGGUAACAGUGGUAACUAUGAAUUGACCAUCCCGUUCAAUACCACCGGUCCAUUCCCUGCCUGGAGUGCUAGUCGCUACAGCGGUUACGGUUUCUCCACUGUCAAGGCCACUCAACAUUCUCUUGAACUCACUCAUUACGGAGUGGACAACAAUGGAACUCACGAGCGCGUAAUUGAUCACGUUGUAGUUACCAAGGAUUAGUUGAAGUAAAACGUUUAAUUGUAAUACAUAUGUCACAAACAGACGAUGUGAGCAUCGUGUAGUUUAUCAACGUUACAAUAGGGGAAAAAAAAAAGAAAAAGUAGAAGACAAAUUUACAAAUACAGUAGCGUGAUAAGAACUACGUGCGGAUCAUGCCGGAAUUUAGUAGUGUUUGGAUGUAUCAUAAAAUGAAGAAGUACACCAGCCC